Nilaparvata lugens (brown planthopper) is the source of this 3170-nucleotide messenger RNA. Its product is annotated as galactosylgalactosylxylosylprotein 3-beta-glucuronosyltransferase I. Gene Ontology annotation, biological process: carbohydrate metabolic process; chondroitin sulfate proteoglycan biosynthetic process. The record is from RefSeq and is a predicted model, not a curated record. Gene Ontology annotation, molecular function: galactosylgalactosylxylosylprotein 3-beta-glucuronosyltransferase activity. Lineage: Eukaryota; Metazoa; Arthropoda; Insecta; Hemiptera; Delphacidae. Gene Ontology annotation, cellular component: Golgi membrane. The transcript is spliced from 8 exons. Bases 269 to 1237 code for a protein of 322 amino acids.
UCAGCUGUAACCAUCGUGAUGUCAACAUAGUGAAGAUUCAAAGCAAAAGCCGUAAAACAACAUUCUUUUUCAAUCACUUGUCUUUUAUUUGUCGUGACUCUUUCUACUAAUCAUGCCUGUGAAUAUUCCUACUUAUUUCUUCAGUCUAGCACUUGUGAUACCAAGCUUAACAUGAGUUUAAAGCUGACAAGAAGAAAUUAUUCUCCAUCGGAUCCUUUACUUGGUGCCUUUUCUCUUCAACUAAUACUAGCAUUAUAAUCUUGCUGAUAUGUAUUCUACAAAUUCUCACAAAUGGUCAAUAGCAUUAGCAUCUCAGGACAUGGCAUUCAAGAGAAAAUUAAGUUUGUAUGCUGUAUUAGUGAUACUAGUGUUUCUAUGGUUUGUGGGCGUCAAAAACCGUGGCGGUAUAACUUACUUUUCUUCUGAAGAAGACAGGUACAAAAGUAUGAGAGAUGCACUGGAUGCUUAUGAGAUGGAGCUAAAGUUUACAAGAGAAGACAUGAAAAGAACUCUGAAACUAUUCAAGAGCUCUUGUGGUAAAUGGAAUCCAGAUUUACCAGUCAUUUAUGCAAUUACUCCAACUUAUGAGAGACCAGUACAAAAAGCAGAACUAACCAGGCCAAUAUCAAAUGCCGGCCGGGUUGGUCUAGUGGUAAGGAGCGUGACAAACUUCAAUCUGCUAUCACCAACUGGUUCGUGGGAACCUAACUGGACGAAACCCAGAGGUGUUCUACAAAGAAAUGCAGGUCUCCAAUGGCUGAGAGAAAAUAGAACUCCUGAAGAUAAAGGAGUUAUCUACUUUGCCGAUGAUGAUAACACCUACAGUCUCCACAUUUUCAACGAGAUGAGGUGGACAAAGCGAGUGAGCGUGUGGCCGGUGGGCCUGGUGGGGGGAUUGCUGGUGGAGCGCCCCCUCGUCAACGCGGCUGGCAAGGUGUCCGGCUUCAACAGUGUCUGGGGGACGGACAGGCCCUUCCCCAUCGACAUGGCGGGGUUCGCUAUCAACCUACAGCAUCUGCUCGCUCAUCCUGAGGUGAAAUUUUCAUUCAAAGUAAAAAUGGGCCAUCAAGAGAGUGUUUUCCUUGACCAGUUGACAAAAAAGGAAGAUCUGGAACCGUUGGCCGAUAACUGUACUAAAAUCUAUGUUUGGCACACGCGGACCGAAGAACCGAGUUUAAAAUUCGAAAAACAGCUCAAAAAUAAAGGUAAAAGUUCCCUGGACGCCAUGAAAGUAUAGCAUUACCUGUUAUUGUUUGCGAUUUCAAUUUUCAUGUGAUAGCUUGAUGAACUGAUCAAUUCUGUUUUAUGGAUGAAAAAUCGACUUAAAUGUCGACUUCGGAGUGAUUGAUCUCCUAGUUCAUGUCACAAACAAGAAAACUAUUUCAAUUUUCAGAACUCUUAUGUGUAAAAUAUUUAUUCCACAAACUCUUCAUGAUUUUUAAUUACCUAUUAGUAUUUGUUAGUUAUUAAGUAGGUUCUAGACUAUCAAUAUUAUUCGUCAUGAUAAAUUAUGUUCUUUCUUUUUAGAGAAUAAUCUAUUACUAUAAUAGAUAGGCUUGACUAACUAUUAACACUUGAGUGUUAUCACUGCCGAAAAUUCAAGUUUAUCAUUGAUAAAUAAUAGAAUAAUGUAAGCGAUAUUCCCACUCAACAGUGAUAGUGAAAAUAUUAUUUGUACAAGUUAUAAUUGGAUUAUUCACACUCAGAACGGCCGAGUGAGUAUGAAUAGUCCCAUUUGAACUUAUGGAAAACAUAUUUACAAUGUUCACUGUCACUGUUUUGUGACAGUUUUCUGGUCAUGAUGAACAGAUUAUUUAUACAUUGAUAAAUACAAUAUUAUUCUCAACUAUGAAUGAUUGGGAAAGGAAAGAAAUAAUUACAGUUGUGAUAGAUGAAAUAAUUAUAUCAACAACUUCUAGAGAAAAUAACAACUUUAUAGUAGACUGCAUCAAUAUUUUGCAGUGGAUAGAAUCAGUAGAUGUUUCACUUCAAUGCAGAAUUUAUUUCAUAAAGAAGUAGACUUGUUGAUUUACUUUUAACACGUAACACAUCUUCUAACACGUUUAGUAAAAUUUGAGACGCAUUUAGUAAAAUUUUAACACGCAUUUAGUAAAAUUUGAGUAGGCUACUUGAUUAUCUUUUAGCUCAUUAAUCAUCUAACUCGAGUAAAAAUUUAGUUGCAGAUUUGUUUUCCUUUUUCAAAUGAAAAUGUAUUGGAAACUGGACUGAGCCUCGACGUCUUAUUUGAACAAAGACGGAAACAUAAAAAAAAAUCGAAGAAGGCAUUUUGAAUAAUAUUGGCAGUCUUAGACCACUCCUCUUUAUUUUAUUAAUGUAUGUCCUCUAUAAAUCUAUGUAUGUGUUGUCCUUGUGUAUUUAUUUUUAUAUAUUUCUACAAAUUCCUUUUUAGUACAGUAUUUUUUCACCUCUAAUCAUUUUCAAAAUUCUAAACUAAUCUAGUCUCUCAUUCUUUUUUCUUGAAUUCCUCUUGAACGAACAAUUCAAUAUUGCUAAAAUCAAAUUCUAUGAAAUAUGAAAUUAUAUUUUAGAAAUAGGUUGAAAACUAUUGUGCUAAGAUUCCUAUGAAGACGCUUAUACAUAUUCAUUACACUCUUAUUGCACUAAAAGUUAUUUAAAACAAAUUUUAUGCGAAUUUCAAAAUCAAUGUAAUUAAAUAUCUAGAUGUUGAGAAAUUUAGCCUAGCAAGGUAAUUAUUGUAAAGCCGUUAUUUUUAUAAAUAGGAAAUAACUGUAUGAAUUUUGUUGAUAUAAAUAUUCAUUAGACUAAAGUGGAGAAGGCCGAUUAAUAUCAGACAAAAAUUAAAAAUUUAGUGAUGAAUUAUCACUGGUUUGGUGCUAUAAAUUUUCCAAAUUUACUGUUUGUUGUUUUAUUGAGAAUUUUUUGUAUCUUAUAUUAGGAAAAAAUGUAUAAUUGUUUAACCAUGACAAACUGAAUUAUACUAUCGAAUAAGUCCAAGCACGUUUAUAGAUUUUCUUCAACUUUUGGAAAGUUGGAAUAAUGUAUCUGAAUUUUGAAUUAAUAGCCUACAUAUUGUAAAAUGUACAAUUGAACGGCCAAUGUUAAUCAAACUUGUUAUUAAAUAUGAUUUUGGCAUAAUUAUGAAAAUGGUUUGUCAAGUUACACUGUAUUGUAUUGGCGAGGUCUAUUAA